UCUCUCUCUGUUUUUUUUUUUGACUUUAACCACUCUCUUUUUCCUUUCUCCAUAGACCUUCAGCUCUCCCCAUCAUGGCUGACACUUCUGCAAGUUCAGUCCACAAUCAGAGAGCCACAGUUCCUUCCCAUAACUCAUCCACAUUUCUUCAAAGACUUCAUGAGCAUGCCCCGAACUCCAUCCAGCUGAUAGGACUCUUGACGCUUUUAAUCACCGGAACCGUCUUGCUCCUCCUUACGGGCCUAACCGUCGCCGGUGCCGUUCUGGGUUUGAUGUUCUUUGCGCCUUUGAUCAUCGUAUCGAGUCCAAUAUGGGUCCCGGUCGGAACCGUUCUGUUCAUCGUCGCCGCGGGUUUCUUGUCCAUGUGUGGAUUUGGGGUGGUCGUUGUCGCUGUACUCUCAUGGAUGUACCGAUACUUCCGGGGGCUUAACCCCCCCGGUUCGGGCCGGAUCGACUAUGCUAGGACCCGGAUUUUUGACACGGCGAGCCAUGUGAAGGACUGCGCUAGGGAAUACGGCGGGUAUUUGCAAGGCAAGGUGAAGGACGCGGCUCCGGGCGCUUGAUUCAGGAAAGACCGGACCGCAGUUUAUCGGUUCGGUUUUGUCAAUUGCAUUUCAUUUCAUGGGCCAAACCAGAUAUUUUAGCUCGCUUUUGUUUUUAUAUUUUGGGGCCAACCACCACAGGGAUCAUGCCAUUGUGGUUUGUGUGUUUUUUUGGGCCAAGACGUCGCGUUUUGUGUUUAAUCCUUCAUUUUCUUGGACUGACACUCUGUUUAAGUGGGAAAAAAAGGAAAGUUUAUCUAUGGGUUU
Messenger RNA from Prosopis cineraria, 809 nucleotides. Its product is annotated as oleosin G. The record is from RefSeq and is a predicted model, not a curated record. NCBI's taxonomy places the organism in Eukaryota, Viridiplantae, Streptophyta, Magnoliopsida, Fabales, Fabaceae. Gene Ontology annotation, cellular component: membrane; monolayer-surrounded lipid storage body. Gene Ontology annotation, biological process: lipid storage. The coding region runs from base 75 to 563 and encodes 162 amino acids. The transcript has a single exon.